GUGCCGUGGGACAGGUCUUGCACUGCAAUUAUUCUUCUUCUUCUUUCUUAAUCAACUAAAAAUGCAGCUUUUCAUCCCAGAGUGUGUCUUAAGUGCAGCAGCAUCCCAACUUUGCCAACCCUCAAACGGAUUUGGGAUGCAACCAUCAAUGUGUGUGCAGUCCACACCAUCAGAACUGGAAAGGGAAGAAGUUACAGCAUCCCUUUUUGUGCUGUUCAUGGGGCUUUUGGGUAUCUUUUGAACUUGAAUGGCCCUGAGGAAGCCCCAGAGUGAGAGCUGACGUCCAUAUCCGCAUGGUUAUGUAAAUUUUAUGUUCCUCAAAGUUGAAAGUAUGUGAGCAGAAAUAUAGAAAAUUAGAGGAAUCAUGUUCUAUCAGGUAACAAUCUGUUGGAGCACCAGAGCAUGGACUGUGGGAGAUUGUCUCCUCAUGGCUGAGCCCUGCUCUGUGAUAAAGUAAAAAGUUAAAAUGUGCUGGGGUUCAUUCCAUUCCUCUUGAAGAAAAUUAUUUUCAGUAACACCUGGAGCUUGCUCUAACCCCACCUGAAAGCUGCUGGAUGGAUGGAUGAAUGGAUGGAUAUUCCUGCUCUCUGAAUGGUCCUGGAAUGAAUCCACCAUUAAUAAAACCUCUCUCAAAUAUUGGGAACUUUCCUACUGGAAUUUGCAGACCUUUGGCCUCUCUUCUGCCCAACAGCAGCGCCAGAUCCCUGGGCUCUCAAAGGAAUCAAACCAUCCUUCUGAGGUGCAGCAGUGCAGCUGGUAAAGGAAUAUACUGAGACCUGUAUAAGUCAGUGGAUGUGAGGCUGGACAGAGCUUUAAGGGAGAUUGUUUCUCUUCCAGGUGAGAUGCUUCUCUGUCCACGCUUGGUUGGGUGGGAGAAGAGCAGGAUGCCCGACCCACAGCUUCUCCCUGAAGGGGUGGAUGGAGUGAAGCAAUGCCGUGCCAGCAGAUCUGAGCGUGCAGAGUCAUCCAGCAAGGGCUGAAUUAAAAAACGAGGAGCCAAGAAAGUGCUUUUUGCCUUCCCCAAGAGCUGCAGCUCCCAGAGCAAGGCUGUGCUGUCAGCAGAAGGGUGGCACGGGCUCAGGACCUGCAAUAACACCGGCACAGCUGACUCACGAGCAGCUCUUUUAUUCAUAAAAAAACUCGGCUAUAAAUAACCCCCCAACAAUGAAGAGCUGCUGGGGAGUGUUUUUCCAUCCUGCUCUAGGCAGUUAGAGCCCGCACAGAGGAUGAUUUGCCUAGCACAUGGUGAUAAGAUAAAUAGUUGCUGCAGUGACAAGAACAAUACGGGAAUUAGUGGCAUUUUUUCACUUCCGAGCGCGGUCCCGGCGGAGCUCCGGGAGCAAGGUGAGUUCUGAGCACGUAGGGCAGGGAGGGGUCAGGUGCUGUCAGCCCUCCAGGGCAUCCACGAGACACUUCACUCCCGGGGAUGGUCCUCAGUGGCGACCUGAAAGGACACUCUUAUGGAUUUUUUUCACUCUGUUCCUGUUAAUUCUCUGAGAGCUAAAAGCCUGCUAGAAACUCUCCAUUCAGGACUGAAAAUAGGGUUAGAAAUGUUGAUCUUAAAAAAUCAGGAUUCUUGGUUUGUUUCUUUUUUUUCCCUUUUUUUUUUUUCCUUUUUUUUCCCUCUCCCCCCCCCCCCCAAGCACUUCAGCCUAUCACUAUUAAAGUGACAAUAAAUUGCACUGCAAUCAUAUCAACUAAGCUUUUAUUUGUGCCAGGAAGUGAAGGCACACUCAGGGAAAGACAUUCCCUCUCCUUAUGAAGCCUGUCAUCUAAAUAAGCAGGGUAGACAUCAUGUGAUCUCCUCAUUUUUUUCUAAAGAAACUCACUCACCUGGCAGGUACUUGGUUAUCAGUUCUCCAUGGCAGUGCUGCACCUUGGGAUAAUUUUGAAAGGAAUUACUCUGUGAGUUGGUUUUGGACAUUGAACCUAAAGACGUGUGAGGAUCUGGGUCAGAGAAGGUGACACUCAAAGUUAAGCAGGGAGGUGACAGCAGAUCACUGAACUCCAGGCUGGUUUUUCCUGGCAGAAUUAUUGCAGUUGUGUCCAUAGCUACAGGGCAGGUGGGAACACCAAAACCAGUGAAAACUGCAUUUAUUUUGUUGCCUCGAGAGCCACAGCAACAAAGGUUUUGGGGAUGUUCCCCCAGCCUGGUUUCUGGAACGUGUGAGGUCUGACGUCAUCCUGCUGCUCCCAAGGGAAUUUGGGGAGGGAUGUGGUGGUGCAUGGGACUUUCACGAGUCUGAGCCACAGGAUCCCACCAUGUGCUGAGGGGAGGGAGGCCAGAGCUGUCCCCAGCCCUCCAGCUGAGGGGCUGCAUCCCAUGUCCCAGCAGAAGGGAUGAGGGCUGGCUGGGGCUGAAUCUGUGCCAAAAAGGCAUCAGAGACUCAAAGCCCAGGCUGUGGCUCAGCUCUUCGGGCUGGAGGCUGAGCUGUUGCUCUUAGAAGGAAGAUCUAAGGGUUGUGAGGGUCAGACUGGCCUGGGGCCAAAUCCUGGUCACAAAUUACCCAGGAGGAAUCGCCCCUGUGAUGGGAGAGGGAAGCACUUCCAAGAGACUUCAAACCCAGAUGAGUUUUGUGAUGGGAACCCCAUCCUGUGUGUGAGAAAACACGCUCAGUGCUCUUUAGUUACUUGUGUGUUACCAUUUUAUUCGUUACAGUUCCCACACCACUGAACAGGGAAUCUGGAAUUUCACAGCUCUUGGUGAAUCACAGUCAUUGGGCCUUCAUCUUCCACGAGGAACGUGGGCUGGCUCUGAUCCUCCCCGAGUCUGCUCCAUUGGGAACAAGCACAAGGUCGUUUCCAUGGAAUACUCAGGAGCAGGGAUAAGAUGUUUUCUGGCUUCUUCACAUCUAAAUGAUCAGGGGAAGGCUUUGCUUGCCAUACACCUGGUUUUAGGCCCCGUGAUGGCCACUGAGAGAGUGAGCAGGUGGAUGUUCUGCUCUCACUGAAGGUCAUGGCAGUGACCCCUGGAUCCAUGGAGUGACUCUGCCUCCAUGCUCAGCUGAGCAGGGUGGCACUGGCCACUUUUUGGCUCAGGUAAAGUAUUAUCUGUUGUGAAAGUGCAGAGCUGGAGAGUUAGGAACAAGUAGGAAUUGACUGUGAGUUCAGGGAGAAUGCGACAGGGAAGAAACCAGGACAGUGGAAUCCCUCAUCCUCCCAGUGCCUGGUUGUUCCUGUGUGUAUAAUGUGUGUCCAUGACCUUGCAGGUGACACCAAACCAUGUGCAGCUCACCUUCUACUCCCUGUGCUGUGGGAUUCUUGUUUUCAUGACGUGGAUGCAGCUUUUUCUCCUGUAGUUUCAGGCAUAACUCAGUUCCUCAGAGUGCUCUCAGCACAAAGGUUGCUCUGCAUCACACCAAGAUAAGUGUGUCUAUUGUCCAAGGGUUACUGAGCAGAGCUGGGACUCGGCUCCUGGACCGAAUUUCCUGGUUUAAGAUCAACUUGGGAAUGUCCCAGCUGGGACCUGUUGUCCUGAGCCCUUGAGAAUCCCUGAGAGCUGCAGUUGUGAGCAGUUCUGAGACUGAGCCGAGGGGGGUGAAGAUGCAUUUCCCACAACAGCCAUUUGAAUCAUCAUUAAAACUUCCACCUGAAGCUUCUCAUGUCUCCUUCUUCAUCUCUUCAACGUGUUCAGUGAUUAUUUUCUUCUCCACAGGCACAAUCAUCAGGUAAUUAUAAUUGAACUUGGAGAUUCUCUACAAAAUAAGGCCAUUUCUUAACACAUGAUGUGUAUCAAAAUAACACCAAUUCAGACAUUCAGAUAUAGAAAUAUAAAACCAAUCAUAGAACUAAAAGAAAAACAAUUCUAGAACUAAAAAAUGUUGUAGAAGGCGAGGUCUAGAUAAUUAUAAAUCAAAGGCUGCCAACAGCAUGGUACAGCCAGGGUUUGAGGUGUCAGCCUGAGCUACUGGAGAUUAGAUUGGGUUCUCUGGACUUCUGAGGGAUCUUAAACAAAUAAUGUGAUUGCUCUUUCCCGUUUAUGGGAUGUAGAUAACACUCUUUCCUUGAAGAUGCAGAGUGAGGUAAGUACCAGGAAGAUCACACAGUUCCUGGAAUAUGGGAGUAGAAAAAUGCCCUUGAACUGAGGUUGUGAUGUGCAGAGGUUUGGAUGUGUAGCAGCUCUGCCUCUGAGUUUUCAAUUCAAAGUAGUUUUCAUCUGAUUUUGAGAGCUCCAGCUGUAUCCCAGAGGGUUGGAAUGCACAAACCUGGGGGUUUCUGUAUGUUAAAGCCCACUAAAAAAAGCAGUUUCCACACUAAUAUUGUCUCCCUUAAUCUAGCAACAUUAUGCUAAUUUUUAUGUAAUUCUAUUAGGGAAAUAAGAUUACAAAGCUUUUGUGAAGAGCUGUUUGUACUACUUGAUAUUAUUUUAAUUACAUUCCGAUCUCAUUUCGUUUAGUGCUUAGUGCUUGAACGCCAAAUUUUCAAAUUAGAGCAAUUUCAAGUAGCAUUUUCAGGAAUAUCUGCAGCAUUUCAGAUCAUUGAAAGGAUUUGCUGACUCGAGGUGUUGGCACUGAUGAGGUGACAGAAAUAGUGGAGCCCUUGUUCAGCAGCAACCUCACACCAGAGGUGUGGCUGACAGGGAGGGUUCCAGGAUGCACAAAGGAUGGUUUAUCUGGGACACUGGGAGAAGAAUAUUUUAUAGGAUGUUAAGACAUCCACGGGCUUCAUCCGUCAUUUUGCAGCCCUUAUUUCUAUAUAAUCAUUCUUUGCAUUUCUGUGUGACCACCUGAAAUACUUAAAGUAUUUCUAGUACUUAAUUAUUGUAUACUAACCUGAAUACACUUUUAUACAUUUCAAUAGGAAAAAAGAAGCCCUAGAAUUUUCCUUUUCAAGCUCCACACUUUAGCGUGAAUUUCUGAUGUUUUAAAUUUGGCAGAGCUAUCAGAGCUCACAGAUUUCCUGCUCUAGAGCUGGAAUUGCUGCUGCAAUGAUCAGAUGUCAGUGCUGGAUGUGGAAAGCCCGUGAACUCAGCUGUGCUGCCUGGCAGUAUCACAGUAUAAAAUUGUUACUCAUGGAAAUUAAUCCUUUUUUAGGAUGACAGUGAGAAAUGAAUUAAAUCAGAAUAAAUUCGGACAUAGCAUGGCUUUACCUGGGUAAUUGUACUGCUCACCUGAACUGCUCUGCUGGUUAAAAUCUCCCUGUUCCCACUAAACCUCGUAUUUUGUUCCAGCAGUGCCCUCUGCUGAGAGCAUGGAAUGUGUGUCCCAAAGGCUUUUUUUCUCCAAGGCUCAAGUAUUUUGAAUCCAGUUCUCAAAAAUCAUUUGCCUUUACAAAGAUAGAGAAAGAAAAGAUAUAAUGAUAUUGGUGUUGGUUUAUUAAUGUGCAAGUCACACAUUAAAUAAACACAAAAUAUCCUGUAAUGAGCAUGAGUAGUGAUGUCUGCUAUUGUUUAGCUACAUUCUCAUCUAGGAAUGAAGGUGGAAAAAAGGCAUUUUCCUAACUGCUUAGGCAGGAGCUGAGGGCCAGGUUGGUGACCCAGCACUGAUGUUCUUAUUUCAGCUCCAUCAGCCACACACUCCCCACUCCAAACCCAGAAUAUCCUGCUCUCUGUUUCCUGACUCUCUAAUCCUUUAUCAUCUAAUUUAUGGGUGAGUUAACACUGAAUUCACAUUAAUUCCAUUUUAGACUAUCUUUAAAAAAUUUUAAACUACUGCUGUGAUCAUUCAUCCUCUCAAGAUCUGGCCAGAUUUCCCUGCUGGCAGAGGUUGUUUUCAGCAGCUCAUCCGUGUAGCAACAAAUAUGUUUUCCAGUUCGGGCUGUCCUAGCAACUGAAGGGUAAUUGGUGAUGCCCUGAGGUGGUAACCCAAAUAUUUAAUACCACACGUGGUUAAAGUUUAAUCCACUGUCAUGAUGAUGAUGAUGUGGCAACAGAAGCUGUGCGUCAGGGUCCAUUCCCCACCUGGAGAACGAGGUGGCAGCAGCUCUCGUGUGGUGUGGUCUCUCACGGAGUAUGGGAUGAGUGAAGCCGACCUGGUUGAGAGCUGAAAGGAGGAUUUUCCACCAUGAAUGGAUUUCCAAACUGCUCUGCUAACUACACAAACAUCUGGAGUCAUUCUUUGGUGCUUGCCCUGGGCAUCCCCCAGCUGACCAUCAACGUGGCGUCCGUGCUCUUCAACUGCACCGUCAUCCUCACCCGCCUGGCCACCAAGGACCUGCACAAGCCCAUCUCCAUCCUCUUCUGCAAUUUGGCUGUUUCUGAUCUCUUCACCAGCUUCUCUGGCUUUUGGAUUUCCACGCUGUUCAUCACCAACCCCGACAUCACCAUCUUUGGGUCCGAGGACAUGCUCGCCCCUUACGCCUUGUACACGACGUCCAUUUUAUCCACCAUCUACAACCUGGUGAGCAUCGGGGUCGAGCGGUACCUGGCUGUGGCCAAGAGCAUGAGGACGAGAUUCAGGGUUGCCAGAAACCAUUCCAUAGCCGUGGUUUUCACCAACUGGGUCCUUGCUUUCUUUCUGGGCUGCUUGCCACUGAUGGGGUGGAACUGCCUGCACAGGGAAAAGAGCGUCUCGGUCCUCUACAGCCCGUUCUGCGUCAACUACCUCUUCUUCAUCACCAUCCCCAACUUUGUGGUGGCCUUUAUCAUACCUCUGUUCACCUACCUCAGAAUCAUCAUCAUCCUGAGGAGGAGGAAGCUGAGGAUGAAGGCGUGUGGGCAAGCCACCGGCACCUACAAAUCGGCUGAGACCCAGGUGGCCAGGACCAGCAUCUUCAUCUGGCUGCUGGCGCUGAUCUCCUACGCCCCGUUCUUCGCCGGGGUCAUUUUUGAUGCCACCAACCACCGGUGCCACGUCGACCUCUACCCGGGCGUCUACAUCUUCAGGAACUGCACGGCCAUGCUGAUCACCAUCAACUGCCUGGGCAACCCCCUCAUCUACACCCUCAAGCUCAAAACCCUGGGGGCCAAGCUCAAGGCUCUCAAGUGCCUCUCCACCAACAGCGUCCGAGCCUGUGCCAUCGAGCACAUCUAGGUGGGGCUGCCCCUGCUGCAGCACUGCCUGACCUGCCCAGCGGAGCCAGGGAGAGCUCUGCAAUCACUCCACAUCCAGGGGGAUUCAAAAAACACAUGGAUGUGGCACUUGGGGGGCACGGUUUAGUGGUGGGAUGAUGGUUGGGCUUGAUCUUAGAGGUCUUUUCCAACCUUGUUUCCUGUGAUUCCAUUCCUGAAGCCCAGGUGCUUCAGCACCCAGCGAGGGGGAGGUGUUGGGGUGCAGAAACCAGCACGGGCAGCCCUGAGAGGGGGGCUGGACUCUGUGUCUCCCAAAGCCCUCAGCAGCGAGGAGCUGUGCUGCCUGGCUCUCCUUGGGGAAGUGGCUCAGUGUGUGCCCCUGGUCUGUGUUGCCUCCAGCUGGGAGCAGGGGAGCUGUUUUCCUUGGAGAUAAAAAUAACUCCAUUAGCCCUGUUUACUUUGUGCUGCUGCUGCGCUCGCUUCGCUGCCCAGACUCCCAUCCCUGUUGAGUGGUCUGUAUGGCUUUGAAGGCAGUUAAACGGCUGGAAAAUUCUCAGCAGUCUGGGGGAAAUUGUCAUUUUACUUUCUCAUUUACACUCAGUCAAAUUGUCUCUUUGACUGUUGGAUGAAUCUUUAUUAACAGGGCACUCAGCCCUGUUUUCCUGGGGUAAUUUUAACUGCAGUGUGUAGCUGGAUUACAUGUUUUUGUGAGACAUUUGUGGCUACAUCUUUCAUAUUUCUGCUCAUAGAGGCACACUCGAGUCCAUGGCUUGUGAAAUUUGUGCUGUUCCAGGUGACAACCUUGGCUGGAUCCUUUAGGAUCAGAACUGAAGUUGAGUUGACUGUGCAAAACAAAAUAAAAAUGUCAAGACCAAGUAUUUUGUAAAAGGAAAAGGUCUUACUCCCUCUCUCUCAAAAAAGAAAAAAAAGGAAAGUUGGCUCCUGAAUAUUUAUUACUUAUUUAGUAGAUAUUGUUUCCUGAGAUCCUAGUGGAGGUGGAUGUUUAUUCUUAGUUACACAGGGAUAUGUUCUAGAAGAAUCUCAGAGUUCAAACUUCUGAUCUCUUGCCUGAGCCAAAGCAGGUUUAUUUUCUCUUGCCCCGACCAGAAGCCUGGUUUUAACAGAUCUGGUGACAUCAGCCCACCUUGCUGGUUUUUUAAAGUGCUCUCAGAUGCUGCUCUGUGGUGUUUCAUCAAGGGACACCAAUAAAGUGGCAUCAAUAAUCCACACAGUGAUGAUGUUCUCACGUUCAUCACACGCACAGUCCAACCCAAAUCAGCCCUUCCAGCACAGAUUGGAGCUUCCAGGGAUUUGUUUCCAGUUUCUUUGCUUUGUUGUUGUUGUUCUUUCCCCACUUCAAAAGGUUUGAGUGAACUAAGGGAAAAUCCCAUUGCUCUGAUCCUGGCCAGGUAUGAGAAAAGAGAUGUUUUGGGUAAGAAAUGGGUUCACCCCCUAAUGUAAGAACUGGGAAGUGCCAUCACAUUAACAAAUCUGAUGCUCAGUGGUUCCCUUUAUUGCUGACAAACCCCUUUCCUGUGCUUCAUCACAUUGAAGAGCUCCAGGGAUAUUUCUUUUGUCUGAAUUGAAAUUCAGAUAUUUAAGGAAAUGGAUGGCCCUAAGUGACACAGAAUUAAAAUGAAUUAUUUAAAUGGAUAAUGUAACUCAGGUAAGAUAAUUUCUUUUCUCCAUUGUUUUUUUUUUUUUUGUUUUAUUUUGGAGCACUGCUGUUCUGUCAGGGACUUCUGGGAACUCCACUACCCCCAGCCCUGAGAAGGGUCUGGCUGGAACCUGAACAUCUGUAUUUCACCCUCAACUUAACAACAGGAGGUUCAACCAAAACUUCCCACAGGGGAGAUGGUGAAGAUCGACCCGGGGUGGUUUUUGAUGGGAUAUUUGCUAUAUGGUGUAAUUUUUUUAUCCACUUCCAUG
Messenger RNA from Corapipo altera (White-ruffed manakin), 8878 nucleotides. Its product is annotated as lysophosphatidic acid receptor 3-like. NCBI's taxonomy places the organism in Eukaryota, Metazoa, Chordata, Aves, Passeriformes, Pipridae. The transcript is spliced from 4 exons. Gene Ontology annotation, biological process: G protein-coupled receptor signaling pathway. Gene Ontology annotation, molecular function: G protein-coupled receptor activity. Gene Ontology annotation, cellular component: membrane. Bases 6003 to 6971 code for a protein of 322 amino acids. The record is from RefSeq and is a predicted model, not a curated record.